Sclerotinia borealis F-4128 is the source of this 438-nucleotide messenger RNA. The record is from the annotation of a GenBank genome assembly. NCBI's taxonomy places the organism in Eukaryota, Fungi, Ascomycota, Leotiomycetes, Helotiales, Sclerotiniaceae.
AUGAUGAUGAUGAUGAUGACUAACAAAUCCCACGCUUUCAACACCGUCAUCGCUUCCCUCAUCAUCAUCGCCAUCGUCAUAGUCAUCAUGAUCUAUGUUCCACGCUACAUCGGGCUCAAAUUCGAGGCUCGGAGAAAGGCGUCCAAGAAGAAGGUUAGGAGAUGGCUGCCAUCCCAGGAACCCAUGGAGCAACAGCAACGCGAACAAGAUAUUGAGAUAGAGAAUUGGCCUUUGCAGUGUCCAGAACCUGUGUUCAUGAGAAGCAGGCAACAACAACAACAACAACAACAACAACAGCCGGAUGAUUGGCCAUUGAGGAGACCAGAGCCCUUGGUGAUGUCAGAGAGAAGACAACGAGAAAGCUUUGAGGAUAUUGAUCUUGGGUAUGAUGAUACCGCUGGCUGUAAUCUCGAGGGAUUUCCUUAUAUUGUGCGAUAA